UUAUAAAGGACUUAGAUGUGCCACAUCCUCAUCAAGCUGCUUAUACUUUUACACCAACAAACAGAAGUUUUCCGCUUGACCGACAAAAUUUCUGAAAUUGUUUUCAUGAAUAGGUUUUCUACACCAUAUUUGGCAUUCAUGAUGUUCAUACCCUGUUCACUUGCUGGGAUGUUGAUUCCAAGAAUGCUCUGGAAAAGCUUCCCUUUGACUCAAGAUGUUUCUGUCGUGAAGUUGUCAAAAGAGGAACUAGUUUUUGAAGCUACAUUUUGGGGAGCAUUUGGGUUGUAUUCCAUUUUAACAGUGGCUUACCUUGUCGUAGGGCUGAGUGGAGGUUUCUUGACAUUUGUAAUGUCAGUAUUCAUGCUUCCUGCUUGGGUUUCCUUUCGCCUGUCUAUCAAGUCCUUUGGUCUCAGAUCUUUCAGGUCAACUGCAUGUUAUGUGAUCCCUCUCAUUCCUUGCCUAAUGUACACAGUGUAUUUUGGUGGAUUUCUUGUUGCUUUUGUUAUCGAAAAAAUGGGCAUGACAGGCUCACUUCCCCCUCCUUUUGGGUAUUUUGUUCCUGAUGUUAUAGUGGCAGCAAUAAUUGGACUGGUGACUAGUUGGUCCAUUGGGCCUCUUUUGCCUGUUGUGAGCUACUGGUUAGCCAGGUCACCUAUAAUGCAUUUUUUGCUACACAGCAGUGUUCUCGCUCUGGCCCUUUCAUCACAAUUCUUUCCAUACAGUACUGACGCACCAAAAAGAGUUAUAUUCCAGCAUACUAUCAGGAGUGCAGGUGCCAGUCAAAUUAUGGAAACUACCUAUGAUUUUGCUGUUGUUGACUCCAAUUCUCUGCCUUUCGUUUUCAAACAUGCCCCUGAAGUGGCCAAUGCACUGCACAUUAAUACAGAAUUAUCCUUUGCUGCUGUCAAACAGUCUCACCAAGCUGAUUGGAUGGGGAUAUUUCCAAUAUCUUCGUUGUUUUCAAGAUGCAUGACGUUUCCUGCGCAAAGUUCGGAUGUCUUGGUUGAAUACAAUCAUUUCCCACAUUUGGCGAUUAACAAGCCACAAGAGAGUUUGAGUGGGGGUUCCCGCAGGAUCUACUUGGAGUUUUCCCUUGGUUCCUUGAAGGAAGUCUGGGUUGCAGUCCUUAAUAUUACUGGUUCAUUAUCCAGCUGGUCAUUUGCAGAUAACAUUCUUCCAGCUCCUGAGAAGACUGGUAAUGGUCCUCCAUCAUAUAUAUGUAGAUUAAGUGGUGCAGGCGAUAAAAACUGGACCUUUUGGUUGGAGGCGAGCAGUUCAGAUGCCAUUAGGGUUGAUGUGGCUGUAGUGGACCAGUAUUUGACAGUGUCUGCUGCUAAAUUGAAAGGUCUUUUUCCAGAUUGGAUGGAUGUGACUGCAUUCUCAAGUUUUAUGUCCACCUAUGUGUUGUAGUCCUUUUUUUAUUUCCUUUUUGGGUGUAUCAUAUAGCAUAGCCUUGUUUUUACUUUUCUUAUUUACCUCCUUAUUCCUUUUAAAUAAAAGAAGUUUGCUUAGAGCUUGUGUUACUUUCUCUUUCAAUAAAAGCUAAUUGCUGGCGAAUGACAAUUUAUUGUAAUUUGUGAAGGUUAAAGUUGUCAAAUUUUGUACCCAUAAUAUUUGAAGUGCUUAAAGGAAAAUUUAGUUUUAAA
Molecule: messenger RNA, 1646 nt
Organism: Nicotiana attenuata
Lineage: Eukaryota; Viridiplantae; Streptophyta; Magnoliopsida; Solanales; Solanaceae
Exons: 10
Coding region: 16-1410 (464 amino acids)
Source: RefSeq, a predicted model, not a curated record